AUGAAACGCAAUGCGCCUUCUCCGAAGCCUCAGGGAUUCUCCAGCCAUGAGCCAUUCGAGCUCAAUCCCAACGUAUCUAUCUUAUGUCCAGAGGCUAUCAACUUCAGUGCUGCCAGUUCCAGGUCGCUGAUUGAAAAUAUCAACGCCGACAACGCUGAUAGACACUUGGAUCACCAAAGUGCCGGCGACCAACUCGAUAUUCUGAGGCUCGAGGUCUUGCGUCUCAAGUUAUUGAAGUCCCAGAGACCAAAUUCUAUUCUAGGAAAUGAGAUGCCUCCGUACGCGACCCCCGCCCCGACUCAAAGCUCGAGUUCCAAUGGACAGCCGGGUCCUACCGUCCCAAACUCGAUGCGAACCCGUGCUUCAGUCCUGAGCGAAAGUGAGAUUAGUGUGCUUGACAUCGGUCCAAGCUUGCAGUUUCCCGAUAUUCCAGCUCGCCGCAACUCAUCCGCUGCAAAUCCUCAUGAUGGAAUCGGCCUCGCCCGUACCACUUCUCCCAGCUUUGCGCUAGGGCUUAGUAGUGACACUUUGGACCACCCAGUUGAACGCCGCCUCGAGGUUGGCGAACUUGGUUCUGUCACUCUCACUUCCGACAGUACCUCUUCUCACAACGAGUUCACUCGGAACCUACGUCAACGCCGCCAGAACCAACCCAACAUUACUCUGGCUAGCUCCCAGGAGCCGCAACCCCAUUAUGGAAAUCAUUCACUCACCGCCAGUGGGGAUCAUGGUUUGAGAGAAGGAUUUGACUUUGGCCACAACCCUACUUCCUUCGUCGACAAGGCCAAUAGCUGGAUUUUCUCGCUCUCUGCUCCGCAACCUCCCCAGUCUCCAACGCUGCCACCUCUCCCAAUUCUACAACGCACUCAAAGCUCAGUUGCUGGAAUCAACCCGGCUUUAUUAACUAUGCACAAUACAGAGCAGGUGGGACGAAAUGCACACGAUGCUGCAGGCUUUCAGGGUGCCGAUCAGACGUAA
Penicillium roqueforti is the source of this 978-nucleotide messenger RNA. RefSeq lists its product as uncharacterized. The record is from RefSeq and is a predicted model, not a curated record. The transcript has a single exon. Bases 1 to 978 code for a protein of 325 amino acids. NCBI's taxonomy places the organism in Eukaryota, Fungi, Ascomycota, Eurotiomycetes, Eurotiales, Aspergillaceae.